UCCCCCUGGGAGCCGCCAUUUUCCGGAGCGCCCCAGCGCGCUCUUAAAGGGGCCGCGCCCCGGUGCUGAGGGGCAGCGGGUUCUGGGUCCGCUCCUGAUUCCCGAUCCUUGUUCCCGGUCCCCGGUUUAGAAGAACCGGUGGCUGAGGCUCUUCUGAUCACCACAGCCGUGGGCGGGGCGUACCGGGGCGGGACUGCACCGGGCCGGUGCGUGUGUGGGCCGAGGCCUCCUUCUAGGGCCGCCCUAACACCAUCGGCUAUCCUCGGCGUGUUUUUAAUUCUCUGUAAUCACGAAUAUAUUCCCUUUUUCCACAAUUCAGUGCUGCGGUGAGUUUUAGAGGUGUGAUAUUUGCUGGUUCUGGUCGGCUGAGGGUAACUCGGGACCUGACUCUCCACAGCUGAGGCUUAACAGGUUGAAUCGCUCCGUGGGGAUACCAGGAAGUGAGGGAGAAUUCCUGGAUCUUCUCCAGCUCCAGGAAAGCAGAGUUUCCUGUGGAGCCCUCAGCGAUGGCAGCCGAGGACAGGGAUUACAACCUGACUGAGGAGCAGAAAGCUGUGAAAGCCAAGUACCCCCCUCUCUGCAAAAAAUAUGAAUAUUUGGAUCACACAGCAGACGUGCAGCUCCAUGCCUGGGGAGACACGUUGGAAGAAGCCUUUGAGCAGUGUGCCAUGGCCAUGUUUGGCUACAUGACAGACAUAAGCACCGUGGAACCCGUGGGUACAGUGGAGGUAGAGGCAGAAGGGCAUGACCUGUUGUCUCUUCUCUUUCACUUCCUGGAUGAGUGGCUGUAUAAAUUCAGUGCUGAUGAGUUUUUUAUACCCAGGGAAGUGAAAGUGCUUCACAUUGACCGAAUGCAGUUCAAAAUAAGAUCAAUUGGGUGGGGAGAAGAGUUCUCUUUAGACAAACACCCACAGGGCACAGAAGUCAAAGCCAUAACUUACUCAGCAAUGCAGAUCUGUGAAGAUGAAAAGCCAGAAGUCUUUGUCAUUAUUGAUAUUUAAAGCAAGAGUGUGGUUGAGUGGAUAUUGGUCAUCAUCUGGCAAAAACCCCCUAAAACUGUAAUGCCUGUGGAAAAAACGAAGGAAUUGGCCAGUUAAAAUCAGAAAUUGAACAGAGUAAUUGCAGGGAAUGUCAGACUGUUUUCACUGAGACAGAGAAUAAGAAGAAUUAAUUGGGGUUUUGGGGGAUAUGGAGAAGGUGAUGUUUGUACAGUUGGAAAUCUCCCAGGAAUGCUGGCAGUCAGCUUCUAAGGCUGGUAUGUGCUAGGAGCUGUAUGAAAUACAGAAAUUGGUGGAGCUGAUAACUAAAAUACUCCAUUUUUGCAGCGUGGCAGGAGAUAAUGUUCAUCUAGAUUGAUUUCAUUUGCAUAUUUCAUGUUCUAGUUCUGAUGAUGAUGAGCUGAUGUUCCUCCUCCGUAUUACAUAAAUCCAAAAUAGCUGCAGUGGCUCAGAUGUAAUGUGAGUAAAAAAAUCUGAGUGUUUAAAUUUAGACACCUAAAAAAUGAUGCCAAUUAAACCAAGAAACCACCACAUCUUUUAAACUACUUAAAAAAGAAGUCAUGCCACCAGGUGGUGCUGAAUUGCUGUAAAUAAAUUGCCACAUGAAAUCUUAAAGCAUGUGACUGUACCUGGAAUCCUCUUAUCACUUAUGAUAACUAUGAUAAGUUGGCAGUUUUGCUGCUGUGGUAGAAGGGAAUGGAAUGGGAUGUCCCAGGUUCUCCCUGGGUUCACUCCCAACUGUAUCUUGUGAUAAUUGUGAUAAUCUUUUUUUAAAAGGCAUGGUUUGGAUCAGCCUAAUUGUUUUUUUAAAAAGAACAAUACAGACAAUCCUUAAACGUCAGAGGAUUAUGGACUUGAUUGAAUCAAAAUUAAUAAAAAAUAAUCAAAAGUGUGUUUUUUUAAAAAAAGCACAGGAUGACAAAUGUGCAUUACCUGCUGUUUUAAUUUAAUUUAAACAUGAGGAGCAUAGGCCUGGCCUGUUCUGUUACCAUAAAUGCCCCAAGUGCCUCACUGUGUCUCAUUUUAUAAAGUCAUCUUAAAUGGUUUUAUUUCCAUGUUGUAAAGACUGAGGGAUAAAACCCUUCUUAUUUUUUAAGCAAGCCUCAAUGCCAAAAUAAAACUUGGACUGAAACAA
Molecule: messenger RNA, 2133 nt
Organism: Poecile atricapillus (Black-capped chickadee)
Lineage: Eukaryota; Metazoa; Chordata; Aves; Passeriformes; Paridae
Gene: TSLIG1
Product: zinc finger and BTB domain containing 8 opposite strand
Exons: 8
Coding region: 507-1001 (164 amino acids)
Biological process (GO): tRNA splicing, via endonucleolytic cleavage and ligation
Cellular component (GO): tRNA-splicing ligase complex
Source: RefSeq, a predicted model, not a curated record